Molecule: messenger RNA, 4622 nt
Organism: Antechinus flavipes (yellow-footed antechinus)
Lineage: Eukaryota; Metazoa; Chordata; Mammalia; Dasyuromorphia; Dasyuridae
Gene: MYO1C
Product: myosin IC
Exons: 32
Coding region: 160-3246 (1028 amino acids)
Biological process (GO): actin filament organization; vesicle transport along actin filament
Cellular component (GO): myosin complex; cytoplasm; plasma membrane
Molecular function (GO): microfilament motor activity; actin filament binding; ATP binding
Source: RefSeq, a predicted model, not a curated record
AGUGGCCGGGCUGCUGACUCUCGGAGCCGGGCGCCUGAGCUACAGGACACUGCGGCGGCCCCCAGCCCCACCGCGCCCGGAGCCGGACCCCGCAGCCCGCCGCUGCUAGCCAGCCGCGCCAGCCCGGCCUUGGGAAGUGACGGAGUCCGGAUCACCAGCAUGGAGAGCGCCCUGACCGCGAGGGACCGGGUUGGGGUCCAGGACUUUGUGCUGUUGGAGAAUUUCACUAGUGAAGCUGCGUUCAUCGAGAACCUGAAACGGCGCUUCCGGGAAAACCUCAUCUAUACUUAUAUCGGGCCUGUGCUGGUCUCCGUCAACCCUUAUCGGGACCUCCAGAUCUACAGCCGACAGCACAUGGAACGUUACCGGGGUGUCAGCUUCUAUGAGGUCCCCCCCCACCUGUUUGCCGUGGCUGACACGGUGUACCGGGCCCUGCGGACCGAAAGAAGGGAUCAGGCUGUGCUGAUAUCCGGGGAGAGCGGGGCAGGGAAGACCGAGGCCACCAAGAGGUUGCUGCAGUUCUACGCCGAGACCUGCCCAGCCAGCGAGCGAGGAGGCGCUGUGAGGGACAGAUUGCUCCAGAGCAAUCCUGUGCUGGAGGCCUUUGGAAACGCCAAGACCCUCCGGAAUGACAACUCCAGCCGGUUUGGCAAAUACAUGGAUGUCCAGUUUGACUUCAAGGGGGCCCCUGUAGGUGGACACAUCCUCAGUUACCUCCUGGAGAAAUCCCGAGUCGUUCACCAAAAUCACGGGGAGAGAAACUUCCAUAUCUUCUAUCAGCUGCUAGAAGGAGGGGAGGAAGAGACUCUUCGAAGGCUGGGCCUGGAGAGGAAUCCCCAGAGCUACUUGUACCUGGUGAAGGGUCAGUGUGCCAAAGUCACAUCCAUCAAUGACAAGAGUGACUGGAAAGUGGUGAGGAAAGCUCUUUCUGUCAUUGACUUCAAUGAAGAUGACAUUGAGGACCUGCUGAGCAUUGUGGCCAGCGUGCUGCAUCUGGGCAACAUCCACUUUGCCGCUGACGAGCAGAGCAAUGCCCAGGUGACCACAGAGAACCAGGUCAAGUACCUGACCCGGCUGCUACAGGUGGAUGGCUCAAUGCUGAAGGAAGCGCUGACCCAUAGGAAGAUCAUUGCCAAGGGUGAGGAGCUCCUGAGCCCCCUGAACCUGGAGCAGGCUGCAUAUGCCCGGGAUGCCCUGGCAAAAGCCAUCUACAGCCGUACUUUCUCCUGGCUGGUUAACAAGAUCAAUAGGUCACUGGCUUUCAAGGACCCAGAAUUCCCCAGCUGGAGAGGAACCACGGUUCUGGGGCUGGUAGACAUCUACGGCUUUGAGGUUUUCCAGCACAACAGCUUUGAGCAAUUCUGCAUUAAUUACUGUAACGAGAAGCUGCAACAGCUCUUCAUCGAACUCACCCUCAAGUCAGAACAGGAGGAAUACGAAGCAGAGGGUAUUGCUUGGGAGCCGGUGCCGUAUCUCAACAACAAGAUCAUCUGUGACUUGGUGGAGGAAAAGUUCAAAGGCAUCAUCUCCAUCCUGGAUGAGGAGUGUCUUCGCCCUGGGGAUGCCACGGAUCUGACAUUUCUGGAAAAGCUUGAGGACACGGUGAAGCACCACCCACACUUCGUGACGCACAAGUUGGCUGACCAGCGGACAAGGAAAUCCUUGGGUCGAGGUGAAUUCCGUCUGUUGCACUAUGCUGGGGAGGUGACCUACAGUGUGACAGGGUUUCUGGACAAGAACAAUGACCUCCUGUUUCGUAAUCUUAAGGAGACCAUGUGCAGCUCUGAAAACCCCAUCCUGAGCCAGUGCUUUGACAGGAAUGAACUCACAGACAAGAAAAGGCCAGAGACGGCGGCCACACAGUUUAAGACAAGUCUGUUCCAACUGGUUGAGAUCCUCAUGUCCAAAGAACCCGCCUAUAUUCGCUGUAUCAAGCCCAAUGAUGCCAAACAGCCUGGUCGAUUUGACGAGGUGCUCAUCCGACAUCAGGUGAAAUACCUGGGGCUGAUGGAGAAUCUGCGGGUACGGAGAGCUGGCUUUGCCUACAGGCGCAAAUAUGAGAACUUCCUCCAGAGGUACAAGUCCUUGUGUCCCGAGACGUGGCCUACCUGGGACGGGCGACCACAGGAUGGGGUAUCGGUCUUGAUCCAACACCUCGGCUACAAGCCUGAGGAAUACAAGCUGGGCAAAACCAAGAUCUUCAUCCGCUUCCCCAAGACGCUCUUUGCCACAGAAGAUGCUCUGGAAGUGAGGAAGCAGAGCUUGGCCACAAAGAUCCAGGCAGUAUGGCGGGGAUACCAUUGGAGACAGAAAUUCUUACGAGUGAAGCGUGCAGCUAUCUGCAUCCAAUCAUGGUGGCGUGGGACCCUGGGCCGGAGGAAAGCAGCCAAGAGGAAAUGGGCUGCCGGCAUGAUCCGACAGCUCAUCCAAGGCUUCAUCCUUCGCCGUGCACCCAGGUGCCCUGAAAAUGCCUUCUUCUUGGAUUUCGUUCGGUGCUCCUUCCUGCUGAAUCUGCGGCGGCACUUGCCCCGGAACGUGUUGGAUAAAACGUGGCCCACCCCUCCCCCUGCCCUGCAUGAGGCGUCCGAACAGCUUAGGGAACUCUGCAUGAGGAACAUGGUGUGGAAAUACUGCCGCAACAUCAGUUCUGAGUGGAAGCAGCAGCUGCAUCAGAAGGCUGUGGCCAGUGAAGUUUUCAAGGGCAAGAAAGACAACUACCCCCAGAGUGUCCCCAGGCUUUUCAUCAACACGCGACUUGCUGCCGAUGAGAUCAGCCCCAAAGUGCUCCAGGCCCUCGGCAAUGAGCCCGUCCAGUACGCAGUGCCUGUCGUGAAAUAUGACCGGAAGGGCUACAAGCCUCGGGCCCGGCAGCUGCUGCUGACCCCCAGCGCCGCGGUCAUCGUGGAGGAGGCGAAGAUCAAGCAGAGGAUCGAGUACGCCAACCUGACGGGUAUCUCUGUCAGCAGCCUCAGUGACAGCCUUUUUGUCCUCCAUGUGCAGAGAGAGGACAACAAGCAGAAGGGGGACGUGGUGCUCCAAAGCGACCAUGUGAUUGAGACGAUAACCAAGUUGGCCCUGAACGCAGACCGGGUCAACAGCAUUAACAUCAACCAGGGCAGCAUCACCUUUGCCGGGGGUCCGGGCAGGGAUGGCAUCAUUGAUUUCACCCCCGGCUCCGAGCUCCUUAUCUCCAAGGCCAAGAAUGGGCACCUCGCCGUGGUGGCUCCCCGGCUGAACUCCCGAUGAUGGUGGACCACAUCUGUCCGGACACUUCCUGCCCCUCCACGCCCGCUUUGCUCACCCGCCCACCCGCUUGCUGCUGCCCCAUCCCCCUUCAUGGUAACCAAAGACUUUCACUUCCAUGCUUGGAGAACUGGGUGCGUCCCGGGUCUGAAGGGGGCCCACGUGGCGCCUGCCUCGCGUUCCCGGAGCCCUCCCUCUCACCCAGAUCCCGGCCCCCCAUCGGCUUCCUGGUGGACGUGGGGGGCCAGACCGGGAGCGGGGCUGAGGGAUGACGGGGGCCAGGGCAGAGCCCCGUGACCGACGCCAAACCAGGGGGAGGACACCUUUUGCUGAGGUUUUUUUCCUGCUGAGUCAUUUUGAUGCUUUAUAUGAGAUCAUUUUUUUAAGCUACUCAUUCCCUGCCACCGAGACACGCUGGAUGUGCUCUGGCCAGCCCUGCGGGGGGCAGGGGUCCCACCAAGAAACAGUCGGGGGCUGGAGGAGGAGGAGGAGGCCUGGGGCCCAGCCGCCCCCUCCAUGCCCCAGCACCAGUUACUCCCUCCCUCUUCCUGCCCCCCCUCGGGGUCCCACCCAGGCCCGUCAUCCCCGGCCACGAGGGGCUGGGACCCGUCCUUGGUCUGCUGCUCCUUUCUGCCUUAGUGAGGCCCCGCCCACCCAAGACCUCUUUCCCAGGAGGACGAGGCACUUUCACCCCCACUCCCACCCCCCCCACACAGGAGCUGGUCCCUGGGAGAGGCUCCUGCUGCGGGGGAGGAAGAGGUCUUGAACAGACCAGGGUGGAGGUGACAGAAGGGAGGGACAGGCAGCUUGGGUGGGUAGCGGAGAGAACUUGGCCCGGCUCUAAAGGCCCUUAUUCCCUGUGUGAUAUUGAAAUCAUUUUGUCCCGUGGCUUCUCCCUCCUCUCCUGCACAGUCAGCAUCAUAGGAUUACUCAAAGGGAUUGUAGGGGCCAUCCAAGCUCCCCUCUGAACUCACAUCUGUGAUUAUGGGGGUCCAAUGGUGCUUAUUCCGAAGCCCCUGCCCAAUGGAAAACGCUCCUUGUUCAAAGCCCCUCCCCCCCAGAAUCAGUAGCCAAGAUGGGUAGUUGUGAGAGUUGGGUUGGGAAAAAUGGUCCUGGGGUCCACGGUGUGACUCUGUUCACUGCUUUGCUGCUCCCCCUCCCCCAAUCCACCCUCAUCCUGUAGGAUAAGGAAUGACUUUGGGAUAAGAAGGAAAGGGGGGGUUAUCACUUAUCUCUGCUGCUUCUCCACCCCACUCCCCAUUCCCACUGAGGGUCAGGAGGCCCUCGAAGCAGCCUGUGCUCUCCCUUGGGAUCCUGGGGACACUGCCAACACUUGCAACCCCAACCAACACUAAAUAAAACGAUUAUGUUUUUGCAAA